This is a messenger RNA of Arvicola amphibius (Eurasian water vole), 602 nucleotides long. It is a transcript of the gene Tnfrsf17, whose product is annotated as TNF receptor superfamily member 17. NCBI's taxonomy places the organism in Eukaryota, Metazoa, Chordata, Mammalia, Rodentia, Cricetidae. Gene Ontology annotation, molecular function: signaling receptor activity. Gene Ontology annotation, biological process: tumor necrosis factor-mediated signaling pathway. The record is from RefSeq and is a predicted model, not a curated record. The transcript is spliced from 4 exons. Bases 60 to 602 code for a protein of 180 amino acids.
AAAUCCUUCGCCACAAUACCCACGGUCCUCAUAAGAACGAACAAGUGAUCAAGUCGCACAUGGCUCAGCAGUGCUUCCACAGUGAAUAUUUUGACAGUCUGCUGCAUGCUUGCAAACCUUGCCACCUUCGAUGUUCCAACCCUCCUGUACCCUGUCAGCCUUACUGUAAUCCAAGCAUGACCAGCUCGAUGAAAGGGAUACAUAUUGUUCUCUGGACCUUCUUGGGCUUGACCUUGACUGUUUCUCUGGCACUUUUUACACUCACAUUCUUGCUGAGGAAGAUGAACUCUGAAGCACUGAAGGACAAACUUCAAAACCCAGGAUCCGUUCUGCCGGACAAGGCCAAUUCUGACCUGAUGAAAAGCAGGGCUGAUGAUGUAAGGAUUCCCCCCCGAAGCCUGGAGUAUACGGUGGAAGAAUGCACCUGUGAGGACUGUGCCAAGAGCAACCCGAAGGUUGAUUCUGACCACUUCCCACUUCCAGCCAUGGAGGAGGGUGCAACCAUUCUUGUCACCACGAAAACAAGUGACUAUGGCAAGAAUAUGCCAACUGCUUUGGAAAGUGUCACAGGGAUGGAGAAACCAGUUCAUUCUAGAGAAUAA